This is a messenger RNA of Xenopus laevis (African clawed frog), 1357 nucleotides long. It is a transcript of the gene akr1c3.L, whose product is annotated as aldo-keto reductase family 1, member C3 L homeolog. Lineage: Eukaryota; Metazoa; Chordata; Amphibia; Anura; Pipidae. The coding region runs from base 152 to 1126 and encodes 324 amino acids. Gene Ontology annotation, molecular function: oxidoreductase activity. The transcript has 9 exons. The record is from RefSeq and is a predicted model, not a curated record.
UCAGAGAACCAGUUUUUCUGCUUUGUCAAACCAAAACCCCUAUGAGGCCUCACACUGAAAGUUGCUUGUCCUAUAAACAUAGUAACUCCGGGCAAAGUGCAGGGGAGAGAGAAGCUCAAGCCUUGGAGGGAUCAGAUCACUCACACUAACUAUGGCGCUGCACAAGGACUCCUACGUUGAGCUCAAUGAUGGGCACAAAAUGCCAGUGCUUGGUUUUGGCACUUAUGCCCCUCAGAAGUUCCCCAAGAACUUGGCAGAGGAGGGCACCAAAGUGGCCAUUGAUGUUGGAUACCGCCAUAUUGACGGCGCUUUUCUCUACGGGAACGAGGUGGAGGUUGGACGGGCGAUAAGAGCAAAGAUUGCCGAUGGUACAGUGAAGAGGGAGCAAUUGUUUUACACUGGGAAGCUCUGGUCCACCUUCCAUACCCCUGAGAUGGUCCGUCCAGCCCUGGAGAAAUCUCUGAAGGAUCUUCAGUUGGAUUACAUGGAUCUCUUCAUCAUUCAUACCCCCAUGGAGUUCAAGCCUGGAGAUGAUAUCUUUCCGGUGGAUGAAAAUGGGAAAUUUAUUUACCAUAAUACAGACAUUAGAGACACAUGGAAGGCACUGGAAGAGUGCAAAGACUCCGGGCUGGUCAGAUCCAUCGGGGUGUCCAAUUUUAACCACAAGCAGCUGGAGCUGAUCCUCAAUAUGCCUGGCCUGAAAUAUAAACCCGUCUGUAACCAGGUGGAAUGUCACGUGUACCUGAACCAGAGCAAACUGCUGGAGUUCUGCAAGUCCAAUGACAUUGUGCUGGUGGGGUACAGCGUAUUGGGGUCCAGCAGGGAUGAGCGAUGGAUUGAACCAAGCGCCCCUGUGCUCUUGGAAGACCCCGUACUGAAUGCGAUUGCUAAAAAGCACAACUGCACCACUGCUCAGGUAGCAAUGCGGUACCAUCUCCAAAGAGGAGUCAUCGUCCUUGCAAAGAGCUUUACCCCUUCCAGGAUCCAGCAGAACUUCCAGAUUUUCGACUUUCGGUUGGACGCAGAAGACAUGAGACGCAUCGACGCACUAAACAGAAACAUGCGCUACUUCGACACAUCCAAGUUGACGGACCACCCGAAAUACCCCUACAGUGAGGAAUACUGAUGGAUACGAUCCCUGACUCUCCCACUGACAGAUACAGCCGUCUUUGUAUUGAGCAGAAGAUCCACUUUUGCUACUGACCGGCCAGAACGCUAACGUUUCUCAUUGAGUUUCAUAAACAGCCUUCUCCUGUCCCCAUUGCCUGGACAUGAGAUAAAAAACAUAGUAAAAAAGUCUCCAGUUUGAUAUUUGAGAUUUCUUAUUCUAUGAGAUAAUAAAAUGUAACAACACGAA